AUGGAAAUCAAUUUGGGGAAACUUGCAUUUGACAUUGAUUUUCAUCCAUCAGAUAAUCUCGUUGCAACCGGACUCAUAGACGGCGACCUUCACUUAUACCGUUAUAGCCCGGAUAAUACUAAUAGUGAUCCUGUGAGGGUGUUGGAAAUUCAUGCCCACAACGAGUCUUGCAGAGCUGCGCGAUUCAUCAAUGGUGGACGAGCGCUGUUGACGGGCUCUCCCGAUUUCUCGAUACUGGCUACAGAUGUGGAAACUGGAUCAACCAUUGCCCGACUUGAUAAUGCCCAUGAGGAUGCGAUCAACAGGUUGAUAAACUUGACCGAGUCAACUGUUGCUUCAGGAGAUGAUGAUGGUUGUAUUAAGGUUUAG
Lathyrus sativus (Indian pea) is the source of this 369-nucleotide messenger RNA. Lineage: Eukaryota; Viridiplantae; Streptophyta; Magnoliopsida; Fabales; Fabaceae. The record is from the annotation of a GenBank genome assembly.